Corticium candelabrum is the source of this 1067-nucleotide messenger RNA. Its product is annotated as TBC1 domain family member 10A-like. The record is from RefSeq and is a predicted model, not a curated record. The coding region runs from base 27 to 1010 and encodes 327 amino acids. The transcript is spliced from 12 exons. Lineage: Eukaryota; Metazoa; Porifera; Homoscleromorpha; Homosclerophorida; Plakinidae.
UCUAAUCAUCAAAUCAGACGCGAAGAAUGGACGAGUUCGACCGUUUUGGAUUUCGUCGACGAGAGAAAGGAGACGACAUAUUACAGAACAAAAACGACGUGCCAACGUCCGUGACGAGAAGAAGAGAAAAGAAAUGGAUGAACAUGCUCGAGCCAAGAGCAUGGGACACAGCGAUGAAAAAGAGACGAACGCAAGUGAAGCGGAGAUGCCGCAAGGGAAUUCCCCAGUCGUUGCGAGGAUUGGCAUGGCAACACCUGAGUGGCAGCCACAUACUCAUGAACCAAAGUUCAGGACAGUACGAGACGCUACUAACAACUGAAGACACUGACAUCGUUGUUAAUGUGAUUGACAAGGAUGUAUUCAGAACAUUUCCUGAGCAUCAGCUUUUUACAGAGGAACAUGGACAACAGGAUUUACGGAAUGUUUUAAAAGCCUAUUCUGUGUAUGACAGCCAAACAGGAUAUUGCCAAGCAAUGGGUCCUAUUGCAGCUACUUUAUUGAUGCACAUGCCAGCUGAGCAAGCAUUUUGGUGUCUGGUUAGAAUUUGUCAUAAGUAUAUGAACAACUAUUUUGGGCCUCAACUGGAAGCUGUACAGUUGGAUGCCUGCAUUUUCGAUGGCUUACUUUCAAAAUUAUUUCCAAAGAUUAGGAAGCACUUGGCUACAUACAACGUUCACUCUCUCUUCUACAUGACUGAGUGGUUCAUGUGCAUCUACGUCAGGACGUUACCUUGGCCUCUCGUUUUGAGAGUUCUUGAUAUCUUCUUCUGUGAAGGAAUAAAAGUUUUGUUUCAAGUCGGUCUUGUUCUUCUUAAUAUGGCAUUUGGCACUGUUGAAAAGAGAAGUCGAUACACAAGUCUCCAGUCAAUUACUGACAGAUUGAAAGAGUUGCCACAUGAACUUGACCAUGAAGGAUUCAUUCAGGAGGUGCUGGCACUAAAGCUGAAUAAAGAUGAUUUGGUGAGGGAACAUAUGCUCCAACUUAGUCAGAAAGCAACAAGCAGCAAAUGAUUUUAUUUACAAACUGAAAUUUAAAUUUAUAUAUAGUUUUGAAGAUUUCACUUGCAC